This is a messenger RNA of Porites evermanni, 4268 nucleotides long. The record is from the annotation of a GenBank genome assembly. NCBI's taxonomy places the organism in Eukaryota, Metazoa, Cnidaria, Anthozoa, Scleractinia, Poritidae.
AUUUAAGUGAGAUAGAUCAUGUGUUGAAAGCUGUCGCCAUUGUGACUCAUGAACGCAAUUUUUGUUUGAGUGCUACGGUGUGCCCUGAAUGGAGGUUAAACCUGGGAUUCGGGACCCAGGAAGAGUGUCCCUUUCCCUUGAAUAGAGGUGUCCAGGGCCGUAGCCAGGAAGAAACUACAACCGAGGCCAACACACGGUCCGUUGUACGAAAUCAGCCGUAUGAAAUCUUCUAAUAUUAUCAGUCUGAUAAAAAAAAUAAAAAUCGACAGUAUUUGGUAAAAUUUUACCGAGGCGAGUGCCUCGGUUCGCCUCAUACUGGCUACGGCGGUGGUGUCCCUUUAAUAAAGGUAACAAAUACAAAGAUUAUGUGAACAUUUUUUCUCGGCCAAAUUUUGUAUCCUAUGAAUGGAGGUGUCCUUAAAAAGAGGUAUCCCAGAGGAGAGGUUCCACUGUAUUACAAUUUUGUUUUCUCGCUAUCCACAAAUAGCAAAAGCUAGUCUAGGUGGGAAGGUGAUUUCAUACUCAACAUGUUAACAGUCUAUCAAACAAACAAUUACUUAAGUUUGUCGAUAAACCCAACUUAUAUGUAUUGCCUUCAGUAAAUUCAAUUUCGGGAAUAGGAAGAGAGAUGGUGUGAGAGCAGCUUCCACCAAUGCGGCCUAGGAUCGAGUCCCGGCGUUGACGCCACAUGCAAUGUUGUUUGAACAGCAGGUUGAAUUUUUCUCUGUUAGUAGAUGUUUUUCUUCGGAUAUCUCGGUUUUCCCCUCUCCUCAAAACCUCCCUUUUUGGCGCGAAGCGAAGUUCCACGCACAGCCGGCACGGAAGCAACGAAGCCAGAAUAGGGACAAAACGUACGAAGCCUACUAUAGGAAAUACUUUAAAAGUCCUUAUGAUGAGAUCCACAAAGAAUCUAAGAACGACGAGGUUCGCCAAGUUUACGUUAUAUGGGCAGUUGAUUACGACAAGGAAAUUAGUGCAGCCGGUGCAUUCUUCCACAAGCCAUUCUCUGAGUGCUUGGAUACUGCCUUGAAUCUAGUUUUUCUCAACUUGAAGAAAACUCAGCUUAAAAUCCUGGAUGCUGGAGCUGGAACCGAGCAUAUAGGAAUCGAGCUUCUUAAACUCGGUUACACUGACACCCACGUUCUCGAUAUCUCGCAAGUGAAGCUGAAUGUAGCUCAAACUGAGAAAGGCGUUCCGUACAGGAGGUUUAUCUGCUUCUCUGACAGAAAAAAACAGUUUCAAUGCGUACAUAGUCUUAAAUAGCAAAACUGGACCAUUAUUUUUAAUUCGAUUGACGCUGCGAAAGAAGACACAUUUUAGCUUUUUUAAAAGACAACGAAUUCGGUAAUAUAUAAGCCCUUUUAAGAGCAAGAUUGUUUUGAGGACUUAUGUAUAUAAAAGCGAAUUUCUUGGGCUUGCAAGAAACACGAAAAUAAACCAGCCACACGCACAACCUACAAUCCCUCUGCGAAAGGGCUGGCGCUCGAAAGGUCAUCUUUUGAACCUGUUUAUAGGCCUUUAUAGGCCACGAGGGUGGAUUGAGUAUAUUAUUAAACUGAGUUGAUAAAGCAAAUCUGAUACAUAGCAUUCGGAGUAAGGGGCUAGCGACGUUCCAAAAAGCUAAGUCGAAUCUUUUUCAAAUCCUUAGGGGCUCUAUCCAGGAAGUACAAUCCAGAAGGUAGCAAUCCCAGCAAACUAUGCGGGAUUUGCUCCAAUCAGAAAACUUGCCCACGAAACGCCUCGGAAAGGUAUUAUGGGUAUCAUGGAGCAUACCGCUGCCUGACAGAAGGCGCAGGAGAUGUUGCGUUUGUCAGCCAUCUGAGUGUAUUUGACUUCACAGGGCUGGAAAAUGACCUUAAUCCAGGAGAAGACUUUGGUCUACUCUGCCCCGAUGGUAGUCGUAAAGGUAAAGUAAAAGUGAAUUAUGUGCGUGGUAACAUGGCCGCGUAGUUCCCAUUUUUGUGUGGCCAGCUGUCUGUUUUGACCUUACCCUUGUAUUUGUGAAAAUCGGCAAAUAAUAGAAAAAGCUUUAGAAAGAAUAGUUUGACUUGCGUCCUUUUUAAAAUUAGCUGAGAAUCAUUGAGGAUGUGAGUUGUCAUCUGGUUCACCUAAAGCCUUAACACAUAGAAUAAGAGUCAACGUAAGAGUUUGGCUCCCGUCUAAGCCUCUAUUUUCUUUUCGUAAUUAAUUUUUAAUCUUUACGUUUCAUUUAUGGCAGACGUCGGCAACUUCCAGACAUGCAACCUUGCAAGAAUCCCUUCCAGGGUUAUCAUGGGAAGACCCGAUGGGGACGAGAUGAAGAUUAUUAAGCAAAAGCUUCUUCACCUUCAUGAAUUCCUCCUGUUAAAACCAGAUUUAUUCCAGUUAUUUAACUCAUCUGCGUAUGGAAGCAAAGACUUACUCCUCAAGGACUCCACGGUCAAACUUAUAGACGUAAAAGAAAAGAAUUCAACCGAGGCAUGGCUCGGCGAAAAGUACUUCAAAACGCUUAAAACCCUGCGCUCUUGCCAAACAGUGGCUGCCGCUGCAAGAUCUUUUGGGGAAACGUUGAAAACUUGGAAGGUUGGGCAGUUACUUUGCUUUUAUUUAGUCUUAUUUUUUUUCCUGUCUUCGAUGUGCUUAAUACAAUGAAACUGUGGCAGUCCUCAUCGAUUCCACGAACAAGACCUAAAGUAUUCGACCAAUGGUCAUUCGCUAAUGAAAAUAGGAGGUACAGGAAUAGGUUAAAGGAACAACCUAUCUAGAGGUCUAGAAGAACGGCAGGUACGGAGAGGGGACUAGCUGUUUUUUUUGUUAAGGUGAAAAAAAAAGUGUCCUACAUUCUUACUAUGAAUGUUUUCACCAAAAUGUACGUGUUCCCCCUUCCAUCUUCGCAGCACUGAAGCUUUGCAGGAAGUAUUAAUUUGAAACUCUUUACGAAGUUCAACUUAAAACCCAUCUGGUGGAUUAUUCUUUAGGAAAACAAAAACAAAACAAAUAACAUAAAUGUGUCCACGGUAGAAUGUAUAUAAUCCUGUAGGCGGCUUUACUUUUUUGUUUCUCAAUGUGAUGACUUCAGUAAACUCGCGUUGUCAAAUUACGUCAGUUCACCCAAAAACAGACCUCAAUUAAGGCACUAUUUUAGCUACUAGACGACUCAAGAAAACCGUGGCGUAACGGAGAAAAUCAGAGGAGGAGAAAAUCAGUCUCGGUAAAGGCUUUGCACGGUACAUCGUCGACUGACUCAGGGGUAGUGUGUCGGGUCGGGAGAAACGGUUCGAUGAAAAUUUUCAAGCAAGGGUCGCGUGGUAUAUAUUCCUCUCAUCCCGACUGAUAUGCUCGAUUAUCAGCAGCUGUUGGGGAAACGAGCCCGCGCUCCUACCCCGAAAAGACGGGGCGGACCCGAGGAGCGGCGGAAAUCGAGCCUAUCCGACUGAUUACCCAAGGGUUUCCCAGGAUUUGCAUCGUGUGAAAUUCCCCGACGUAAAAGAGGGGAAACCCUCUGAAACGACAAUCCGACGGAAACUGUAUUAUCAUUACUCCUGGUUUUCAUAUCAUUACUCGCGUCAACGGAUCUCAGUUCUUGAUGUUGGGGGCGACGAUGACAGUUUGAGCCCUUUAGAAGACAUUACCGCUGCUAACAUAAUACAAAAUUCACUUAGCAGUGUUAUAUUUUUGUUUUUCUUGAGUCAAGCAUGCAAACUUGUAUUCAUUACACACAAAGUCAUUGUAACAGUGGACUAUUUCACACUAUAUGCCUACACAUAUAUGGCUACCUACCUUUUUUCAGGCUUAACGCUGUGAAAAGUUUGAGCAAAAACCGGAAAAAAAGGAAAAUCAUUAACCAGUUUAAGUUAACCCAUGAAGAUGAGUUCCUUCAUUUCUCAGGUCGCUAUCUGAGCCCGACACUAAGCUACAAAUAAAAGAAAAAUUUAAAACUAUCGAAAACUAUCACUCUGCAUAGAUUAAGGACUACCCAUGAGAACUGGAGAGAAAGUAUCUGUUGCAAAUUUUAUAUGUCCUCUACAUGACAAAAAACUCCUUAUGUCAUAGCAAGAGACUAUAAANGGCUUUGCACGGUACAUCGUCGACUGACUCAGGGGUAGUGUGUCGGGUCGGGAGAAACGGUUCGAUGAAAAUUUUCAAGCAUGGGUCGCGUGGUAUAUAUUCCUCUCAUCCCGACUGAUAUGCUCGAUUAUCAGCAGCUGUUGGGGAAACGAGCCCGCGCUUCUACCCCGAAAAGACGGGGCGGACCCGAGGAGCGGCGGAAAUCGAGCCUAUCCGACUGA